GACUCUUUCCAGGCACUCUUCCACUCCGAAUACGUUGUGGUGGCCGAGUUCAUUGAGUGCGUGAUCCCAAUGCUGUACGAAGUCUACCUCGCCGUCCUGUACCACCUCCCAAUCGCUGCGUACUACCCGCAUACGCGUACGCUAACCCCAGAGAAAUUCAUCCGAACUGAGCUCAACAUUAUACUAUACGCGGCUGUUGAGCUCGCGUCGUUCGUUGGACUGGAUCUGCUUCUCCGACGGAAAUUUGGAUUCUCGCCGCUGUACCAGCUCGCGUUCGUAUGCGAAACGCAAGUGCGUACUCUCCAAAGCCACCUCUUCGUCUGGAUCUUGUGUAUUCUGCAGAUCACACUGGUUCACAAUGGUCAGAUGAGAUGCUCGAAACGCUGGUCACGGAUUGGGCCUAGUGACAAACUUGUGUUUGCUGUGCAUGUAGGUGUCGAUCUUGAAGCUCCUUUCAAAUGA
Phytophthora sojae is the source of this 462-nucleotide messenger RNA. RefSeq lists its product as hypothetical. NCBI's taxonomy places the organism in Eukaryota, Oomycota, Peronosporomycetes, Peronosporales, Peronosporaceae. The record is from RefSeq and is a predicted model, not a curated record. The transcript has a single exon. The annotation marks the transcript as partial.